UCGCGCCGCGGCCGCCGCCAGGGCGUGAGCGCGCGCGGGCGCCCGGCGAGCCGCGGCCAUGGUGCAGCAGACCAACAACGCGGAGAACACCGAGGCGCUGCUGGCCGGCGAGAGCUCGGACUCGGGCGCCGGCCUGGAGCUGGGCAUCGCGUCGUCGCCCACGCCCGGCUGCACCGCGUCGGCGGGCGGCAAGGCGGACGACCCGAGCUGGUGCAAGACGCCGAGCGGCCACAUCAAGCGGCCCAUGAACGCCUUCAUGGUGUGGUCGCAGAUCGAGCGGCGCAAGAUCAUGGAGCAGUCGCCCGACAUGCACAACGCCGAGAUCUCCAAGCGGCUGGGCAAGCGCUGGAAGCUGCUCAAGGACAGCGACAAGAUCCCGUUCAUCCGCGAGGCGGAGCGGCUGCGCCUCAAGCACAUGGCUGACUACCCCGACUACAAGUACCGGCCGAGGAAGAAGGUGAAGUCCGGCAACGCCGCCGCGGGCGCCGCGGCCGCCGCCGCCUGCAAGCCGGCCGACAAGGGAGACAAGGUGGGCGGCGGGGGCGGCGGCGGCGGCGGCGGCGGCGGCGGCGCGGGGGGAGGGGGCGGCGGCGGCGGCGGCGGCGGCGCCGCCAAACCCGCGCAGAAAAAGAGCUGCGGCUCCAAAGCGGCGGGCGGCGCGGGCGGCGGGGCCGGCAAGCCGCACGCCAAGCUGCUCCUGGCGGGCGGCGGCGGCGGGAAGGCGGCGGCCGCGGGCGCCUUCGCGGCCGAGCAGGCGGGGGCCGCGGCCCUGCUGCCCCCGGGCGCCGCCGCCGCCGCCGCCGCCGACCACCACGCGCUGUACAAGGCGCGGACUCCCGGCGCGGCCGCCUCGGCCUCCGCCGCCGCCGCCGCCGCCGCCCCGGGCCUGGCGGCGCCCGGCAAGCACGCGGCCGACAGGAAGGUGAAGCGCGUCUACCUGUUCGGCGGGCUGGGCGCGGCGGCGUCGCCCGCGGGCGCCGACCCCGGCGACCCCCUGGGCCUGUACGAGGACGGCGGCGCGGGCCUCAGCGGCCGCAGCAGCGCCGCGUCGUCGCCCGCCGCCGGCCGCUCCCCCGCCGAGCACCGCGGCGCCGCCGGCCUGCGCGCCGCCUCGCCCGCGCCGUCCAGCGCGCCGUCGCACGCGUCGUCGUCCGCGUCGUCGCGCUCGUCGUGCGCCUCGUCGUCCGGCUCCUCGUCGUCCGACGACGAGUUCGAGGACGAGCUGCUCGACCUGCACCCCAGCGCGAACUUUGAGAGCAUGUCGCUGGGCAGCUUCAGCUCGUCGUCGGCGCUGGACCGGGACCUGGACUUCAACCUCGAGCCGGGCUCGGGCUCGCACUUCGAGUUCCCGGACUACUGCACGCCCGAGGUGAGCGAGAUGAUCUCGGGGGACUGGCUGGAGUCCAGCAUCUCCAACCUGGUCUUCACCUACUGA
This is a messenger RNA of Hyaena hyaena (striped hyena), 1435 nucleotides long. It is a transcript of the gene SOX4, whose product is annotated as SRY-box transcription factor 4. NCBI's taxonomy places the organism in Eukaryota, Metazoa, Chordata, Mammalia, Carnivora, Hyaenidae. The record is from RefSeq and is a predicted model, not a curated record. The coding region runs from base 59 to 1435 and encodes 458 amino acids. Gene Ontology annotation, biological process: cell differentiation; positive regulation of transcription by RNA polymerase II; anatomical structure morphogenesis. Gene Ontology annotation, molecular function: DNA-binding transcription activator activity, RNA polymerase II-specific; RNA polymerase II cis-regulatory region sequence-specific DNA binding. The transcript has a single exon.